AUGGCUCAAGUCAACAUUAGAGAUGAUGAGGUGGACAUUGUGAUAGGCGCUCUCCACUUAGAUCUUACUUCAUUUAUGGAAGAUUGGAGAGCAGUCUUUUCGUUCCACCUGAUAAUUGUCCAGGAUCCUGACCUCAAAGGAGACCUUAAAAUUCCUGGAGGAUUUAGUUUUGAUGUUUAUAUGAAGUCCGAUAUAGAGAGCGUUGUGGGUUCUUCAAGUUCUGUUGUUUUCUCCGGCUAUUCAUGUCGGUAUUUUGGCUAUCUUGUGUCCCACAAAAAAUACAUAAUUUCGAUUGAUGAUGACUGCAUCCCAGCUAAGGAUGAUAAGGGUGAAUUGAUAGAUGCAGUUGCACAGCAUAUCACCAACCUUAUGACACCUGCCACUCCUUUUUUCUUCAAUACACUUUAUGAUCCUUUUCGCAAAGGAACAGAUUUUGUCCGUGGAUACCCGUUCAGCUUGCGAAGUGGGGUUCAAUGUGGUCUAUCAUGUGGACUUUGGCUUAACUUAGCAGACUAUGAUGCUCCCACACAGGCCCUCAAGCCAGGGCAGAGGAAUUCUAGAUUUGUUGACGCUGUUCUCACAGUUCCAGCAAGGGCAAUGUUACCCGUAAGUGGAAUCAACAUAGGUUUUGAUCGUGAGUUAGUUGGACCAGCUAUGGUCCCAGCUUUCAGGUUGGCAAAGGAAGGAAAAUUCAGAUGGGAAACAGUGGAAGAUAUAUGGAGUGGGAUGUGUGUAAAGGUAAUAUGUGAUCAUUUGGGAUAUGGUGUGAAAAGUGGGCUUCCAUAUGUUUGGAGAAAUGAACGAGGAAACGCAGUUGAGAGUUUGAAGAAAGAGUGGGAGGGAGUAAAGCUUAUGGAAGAAGUGGUUCCGUUCUUUCAAUCGAUGAGAUUGUCUCAAGGAGCAGUUACAGCAGAAGAUUGUGUCAUUGAGAUGGCUGCAGCAGUGAAGGAGCGACUGGAGCCUUUGGAUCCUGUGUUUGCUCGGGCCUCUGAAGCAAUGGUGGAGUGGGUCAAGCUCUGGAAAGUAGUUACAUCUCGCUUGUCCAACUCUGCUGCUUGAAAGUUGUGAUCCUUGUAUCUUGUCUUCCUUCCCGUCUGCUGCCACACCCACCCUUUAACCCCGAUUGGUGCCCUUCAUGCUCUAAUACAAUAUUUUACUAUCUGCGACUAUGAUGACUUUAUUACUGCUCACCGUUUGGAGAAAUAAUAGAGAUAUUACUUAUACAUCAAUGAGCUCUUAUGACCCUUUUGUAGUUUAUUGCCUUGUGAUGAUUAUGAGGAGGUACUUUUGUUUGCUCAUAUUGUUAGACAUUGAUGGCUGAUUCCCUUGUCUAAUGACUAAAGAUGGUUGAAAUAUGAAUUGUACUUUCUUGAAUG
Coffea arabica (coffee) is the source of this 1376-nucleotide messenger RNA. The record is from RefSeq and is a predicted model, not a curated record. NCBI's taxonomy places the organism in Eukaryota, Viridiplantae, Streptophyta, Magnoliopsida, Gentianales, Rubiaceae.